This is a messenger RNA of Cinclus cinclus, 2008 nucleotides long. Its product is annotated as mas-related G-protein coupled receptor member H-like. Gene Ontology annotation, cellular component: membrane. The coding region runs from base 42 to 962 and encodes 306 amino acids. The record is from RefSeq and is a predicted model, not a curated record. Lineage: Eukaryota; Metazoa; Chordata; Aves; Passeriformes; Cinclidae. Gene Ontology annotation, molecular function: G protein-coupled receptor activity. Gene Ontology annotation, biological process: G protein-coupled receptor signaling pathway. The transcript has a single exon.
CAGCCGGGGACCACAUCCCACUGCCUGCCCAGAGUUCAUCCAUGGAGGUGAGCACCGUGACCCCAUCUCCUGCCUCACCCAUGGAAGGAGCCGAUCUCUGUGAGAUAGAUGUCACCAAUGUGGCCAAACACAGUGUGACACUGCUCAUCUGCCUCUGUGGGCUGGCUGGAAAUGGAGCAGUCCUCUGCCUCUACAGCCUGGAAAGUCACACCUAUGCCAUCUUUGACCUGGCAUUUGCAGACUUCUUCUCCCUUCUCUUCACACUCCCCUCUGCCCUCCUCUUCCUGGUGGAAGACUUCUCCUGCUCUCCUAUCCUGCCCUUGAUGUACGUGAGCUUCCUUUUCCAGCUGUCAGUGAUCUCCUACUUCUGGGGGCUGUACCGGCUGAUGCGCAGCAGCACUGUGGGCGAUAUCAACAACCUGUGCAAACUCUGCUUCCACCGCGAACUUCCCAAGCGCCUGUGGUUGGUGCUGGAAAGUGUCCAACGCUGGGCCUUCUUUGCUCUCUUCACUGUCAUUCCCAUGAUGACAUCCCUGUGCCCGUCCCACGAGCAGGAGCACUGCCGGGCAGCUCUCAUCUCCAUCUACGCUGUCAUCCUGCUCUUCUUUGCUGCACCCGUGGUCAUUUCCCGUGCAAUCGACAUCAUUACAGCAACACGUGGCUCCAAGAAGCAGGAACCCAAGAGGCGACACGUCGUUGUCUUCAUCAUUGUGCUCUUCACUCUCCUCCUCAGUCUCUGCAAUUUCCUGCAGCAGCUCGGAUAUUUCCCUGUGUCCUCUGAGGUGUUUUUCCUGCUCACCUGCAUCCACAGCAGCAUCAAACCCUUCAUCUACUUCCUGGCAGGGAGGUGCUGGAGUCCCUGCUCCAUAGGGUCCCUCCGACUCUCACUCCAGAGGGUUUUUGUGGACAAGGAAGAAAACACUGACUGCAGCGAUGAUGAAAACACAGACACAGUGAUUUGAGCCUGUUGAUCCCUUCCACUGCUCUGCUGCAGGACCUCAGCACAGGUUUCCUUGAGUCACCUGAUUAAUAAAUAUCCACAGCUUCACCCUCCCUGUGCUGGUGUGCUCCUGCAGGAGAAGGGAGCAGGGACAUUGCCAGGGACAAUGUGGGAGGGAUGCUUUGCCAUAGACACAUUGGAGCAUGGCUUUCCUCCUCCCUGCCAUGCCCCCAUGGCUCCAGGCAGUGCAGCUGGGCUCAGUGCUGUUCCCCAGCUCUAUUCCCCAUGGAAUGACCCUCAUUGCCUCAGCCCCAGGGAAUGAACUCAUUCUCCUUUGGCUACCCACAUGAGUUUCAUGGUGUUUUGAGGAAUCUCCUGCCUACAAAGACUGUGAUACACUAAUUAAUGCCUGGGGACACACCCAGCACUGGGUGGUGCUGAUUUCCCAAAUCCCUGCGGGUCUGGUGCCUCUGGAUGGCAGGAGAGGGGUUGGGAUCACAGGGAGCCUCCUUCCCCUUCUGUCCACCAGAGCCAGCCCUGCAUUUCCAGCUGAUGGGCAGAGACACCAGGUAGGGCUGCAGAGCUGGGCAGGGACAGCAACAUUCCCUUGUGCUUUCAGUGGGAAUCUGUCACAUUCUUUAAUUCCAGGAUUGACUUGUUCUGAGUAAAGAGCAGGGUCAAAGGUGACCUCCACUGAACACUUGUGCCUGUGAACAAAAAGAGCUUUUAACAUGGAAAUUCACAUCACCAGGUGCUUGGACUAUUUAAUUGCACAGAAAUUAGGGGUUAUGCUGCUGUUCUGCAGAGUGGGGCCAUCCUCUGGUUGUUCCCCAGCAUCAAAGUCCAAGGAAGCUCUUGACCACCUGAAUCCAGAGCCUGGCCACCUUCAGGAGGAGCUGAACAGCAACUGUGCACACCAACUUCACCCAAAAUCCAUCUUGUACUGAUCUUUGUCAUCUUGUUAUUACCCAUAUGUACAGCAGAGUUGGGUUUAAUUUUUUUACUUGUUUCCAGUGUGAUAUUUCUGACCUCAGAAUUUGUUGAAUAAACAUCAUCCAGGCUUCUCUA